This is a messenger RNA of Klebsormidium nitens, 2622 nucleotides long. NCBI's taxonomy places the organism in Eukaryota, Viridiplantae, Streptophyta, Klebsormidiophyceae, Klebsormidiales, Klebsormidiaceae. The record is from the annotation of a GenBank genome assembly.
GUACGUACCAGCUCGGAAGAUUUUCUUUCUAUGCAUCCUGAUUCCUGCCCCCAUGAUGCAUCACUGGCGGAUGGUCUUUCAAUACCUCCAUUUUCCAGGGUUUGGCCGCAACUGCCGCUUUCUCAAGCCCUCUCCAGCCAUUUAUGAUCAGACUCUCGCAAGAAACAGCCAUUUCCGGACAAAGAGAACGUGAAACAGAGCUAUUGACUUGUAACACAUUGGAAUAACCUCUGCACAGCUGUAGGUAUGUGCCGCAUUGGUUUUGCAGCCAACCACCCAUUGGACCAGCGAGGUUGGAUAUUGACGGCACCGAGCAAGAGUUCCUGCCAAAGUGGUUCGUGCUGCGGGGAUCCCCCUAAUCUGAGCUGGUUCCAAAGCAAUUCAUAGGUUCACAAUAACCGUUGGAAGAUUUGCUUAGAGAUAGUUGGGAUUGCUGCUGAGCCCCACCCCCAAAGAUCUCGGUGUUAAAACCUUCCCGAGCAGUAAAACCUGCCAUUCCCAAUUAGCAAGGGAGCCUAUUCACACCCACUAUGGAGUCAGCUACGAGUGCGUGCCGAGCACACCUGCCAAGGACCCUGCUGCAGCUUGCGGCUCAGUCAGCGGAUCUUGUCUUCUGCUCCAGAAAGGUUCCAUCCGGCGCUGGUUGUCAGGCAGCCCCACUGCGAACGAGACACCGCCCGCAUGUCUCUGCUACGGUGACUGCGAUAACAGCCCCUGCCCGGGAGAUCAGCCCCAAGCAAGAAAGCGAUCCUGCUAGUACCAGCGGUACUCCCAGCCUGAAGCGGCCCCCUAAAGCCGCGUCUCCUGCACACACGACGACCGCCAAGCAAAUGGAGGUCAUUCGGUCAAUGGACUGUUGGGUGGAGGAGGAAUUGCUGGGAAGAUACGAGCACCGGGUUGAGUUCAACUGGCAGCCUUCGGACCUGCUUCCGAGCUCCUCGGCGGAGGACUUCGUCCAGCAAGUGACGGACCUACGCACGCGGUCCGCAGAACUUCCGGACGACUUUUGGGUGUGCCUGGCGGGGAACACGGUGUCCGAAGAAGGCCUCCCUAAUUCCUCCAUCAUGCUCAACACGCUCGACGGCACCCGGGACGAUUCAGGGGCGGAUAUGACCCCCUGGGCCAGAUGGACCCGCGCCUGGACCGGAGAAGAGAGCCGCCACGGCAAAGUGCUUCACCAAUACCUUUACCUGAGCGGUCAAGUCAACAUGCACGCGCUUGAAAAGACGUCGCAGUACCUCGUCAACUCCGGAAUGGACCCCAAGACGGAGAACAAUCCCUACUUGGGCUUCGUCUACGCAACCUUCGUGGAGCGUGCGACGUUUCUCUCGCACCGCGUCAUGGCUGCGCGCGCGCAGGAGCUUGGCGACCAUCGGCUGGCCAAGAUCUGCGGCGUGGUCGCCGGCGACGAGAAGCGGCACGAGAUAGCGUAUGGCAGUAUCGUCACGAAACUGAUGGACCUGGAUCCGGACGGCACGAUCCUGGCCUUCGCCGACAUGAUGAAGAAGCAGAUGGUGAUGCCUGCUCACAUGAUGCAGGACGGCGAGAGCCCGACUCUGUUCAUGGACUACUCCGAGGUCGCCCAGCGGUGCGGCGUCUACACCUCCUUCAACUACGCCGACAUCGUCGAGCAUCUGGUGCGCUACUGGAAGGUGCGCGAGCGAAGGGGUUUGAGCCCCGAGGCCGAAGCCGCGCAGCAGUACCUCUGCAAACUGCCCGACCGCGUCCGUCGCCUCGCGGAAAGAACGCUCGGCAGGGCGAAGAAAGGAUCCCCCGCACGUGUGGGCAAGUUCAGCUGGGUGUUCAACCGCGAGGUGGCGCUUCUGUGAGAACUGAACUUCGCGCGGGUUUUUCGGUAAGCGUGCUGGGUUAGAGAGCUUCUAUAUCCAUGCUCAUCUGAUACGUAUCUGGUUGAGGGAUGUUUUCGACAGACAGUGGGGGAGGCCAACGUGGGUUUGAUCGAUUUAGUUACCGUCUACGCGUUGUGUCUCUUGAUUGACGGGAGGAAAAGGGAAAGUGCGACUGAUGUCGGUCGUUCUGGGUCUAAAGUACCCCGGUUUGAGAAAGAGUGGAUUUCUGAAUCAAGAAGCACUUGCCUGCAAAGAUUGUCAAGGGUUGUAUAGUGUAUAGCCGUUGUCGUGUAACAUUUGGGCACACCUAGCACUGAUAUGACGGGACGAGUCCAUUUUAGUGGUGCUCAUCUAUUAAUUUCGUAAGUGGAGACUGAAGGUGCAGUCCACAACCGAACAUAUAAAGAGACACAAUGGACCCUGAUCAGCUUGGCAAGAUGGCGCAAGAAACUCCAGUUGCAAGCCUCCUCGUACCGUAUCAACUCGUAGGCCGACGGCCGUCAAUAAGUAGUCAGUGUGAUUCAGCCCAGCGUUUGUCAGUGGAGGACGCAAACUCACUAAGCUUUCGAUCAGGCAGUUGAACAAGAUAUCAUUCUCUAAGCACGACCCGAUGUGCUUAGAUUGGCAUUCAAAAAUAAUACUUAUCUACUUUGUCUCAAACAGUCCGAUCACUGUAUGUCACAUCGUCUGUGUAACAUUGAUAAACAUUGGGAAGCGUAAUUUUAAGUCACGAGUCCCGUCUGGUUCCCAUGACGGUCACUCAUCACUGCAG